CUAAUACGGUUAGGAUGCUACUCUUAAACAAACUCCAGAGAAUCGCUGUGGUAGAACUAGAUUGACUCUCUUGGUCUCCCCUUAUCUCAGACGCCAAAUAACCCCAAAAUCUAGGGUUUUGUUCCAAUCCACUAUCAUUAGCCAAUUGGUUACCAUGUGUGGACAGGGAACAGAGAAAUUAAUCAUCUGAAGGAAUUAGAAGAUAUGCAGUCAAAACCUGUAAGUGCAAAUCAACUGGAACCAGAUCCACGUGUCAUCCAACCAUAUGCAGUUCACUCUGAACCAUGGUGGCGUAGUGUCAGUUGUAAUACCGUGCCUCCAGCUGUGCUGGGGGAAAAUGCAACCAAUUUGUCCUCAUCUAAUGGCCCAAAUGGUUCACUGUCAAAUGAUGAUCAGUCACUGUCAAAUGAAAGACUGAAUGAGGAUGAUGAUGAUGGUGUGAGCAAAGAAUCACAAGCGACUGCAUCUUCACGAUCAGUUGUGAAUAGUGGACAAGAACACAGAAAUAUGCACCAUGUUGCUUCAAGUGUGACUUUGUUGCAUGAUGAGUCCCUGACACAUCCUCCUCAGCUUGAACUUGUUGGUCACUCUAUUGCAUGUGCAUCAAAUCCAUACCAGGAUCCAUAUUACGGUGGAAUGAUGGCAGCUUAUGGGCAUCAACCUUUGAGUUAUCCUCAUGUGAUAGCAAUGCAUCAUCCAAGAAUGCCUUUACCUCAUGAGAUCGCCCAGGAACCUGUUUAUGUAAAUGCCAAACAAUACCAAGGAAUUCUGAGGCGAAGACAGGCACGUGCAAAAGCAGAGGUUGAGAAGAAGCUGAUAAAAGUUAGAAAGCCAUAUCUUCAUGAGUCUCGGCACCAGCAUGCUAUGAGAAGGGCAAGGGGUACUGGAGGACGAUUUGCAAAGAAAACUCAUGCAGAUGCUUCCAAGAACACCACAGAAAGAAAGGUCAAUGAUUCUGGUCCAGUCCCCUCAUCUCAGUCUGGCAGUUCAUCAGGUUCUGAGCCAUUGCCUUCAGAUUCUGCUGAGGUGUGGAUUUUCCCCCGUGGUCAACAAGAGGGAAGAGGAGCACCACAAGUGCAUGGAACUUCUGAAGCUAAAAACCAUGUAAAUGGAGGCACUUUUCACCACAACAUCAAUGGCUUGCAGACCUCAACACAUCAUUCACACUCAGGUGAAAAGGGGGAGGGAGACUGUUCAGGUCAACAACGAGGGAGCAUUUCCUCAAACCAGGCCUCACGGAGGCCACUUUCUAUCCAGUGAACUCCAGUAUGGUAAGUGGAUGCCAAGAUGGAGGAUUCAAUUCACCCUAGUAGAGACAGCUGAAUCCUCUUCUUAUUUGGUAAUCACAUCUCUGGCAAAAUUUUGCUAGGCGGCAAUUCAUUCUUGGCUUUGUUUUGUGUUGCGACUCAAAUGACGGAGGGAAACAAGGGAUGAAAAGGUUGUUGGCAUCUUUUAAGUCAGUCAAUGCCCAUAACACCACCAUCUUUCCCAUUUUCUUUUUUCCUGUGUACAGUAAUGUGUGGAAUAAACGCGAGUAGAAAUAGUCCGGAGGAAUUUUAAAUGGGGAAACAGUUCUUUAGUUUAGUGUAGGAAUUGUGCUCGUCUGACAAUUGUUUAUUUGCUUGAAAUUGGACUGUGGACUUUUUUUUUCUCCUUUCUUUUUGGUUCUAGUGAUGGUCUGGUAUUUCUUAGUCA
Molecule: messenger RNA, 1695 nt
Organism: Hevea brasiliensis (rubber tree)
Lineage: Eukaryota; Viridiplantae; Streptophyta; Magnoliopsida; Malpighiales; Euphorbiaceae
Product: nuclear transcription factor Y subunit A-1
Exons: 6
Coding region: 205-1260 (351 amino acids)
Biological process (GO): regulation of transcription by RNA polymerase II
Cellular component (GO): CCAAT-binding factor complex
Molecular function (GO): DNA-binding transcription factor activity, RNA polymerase II-specific; RNA polymerase II cis-regulatory region sequence-specific DNA binding
Source: RefSeq, a predicted model, not a curated record